Cheilinus undulatus (humphead wrasse) is the source of this 1341-nucleotide messenger RNA. RefSeq names its product nuclear receptor 2C2-associated protein. The record is from RefSeq and is a predicted model, not a curated record. The transcript is spliced from 5 exons. The coding region runs from base 49 to 474 and encodes 141 amino acids. NCBI's taxonomy places the organism in Eukaryota, Metazoa, Chordata, Actinopteri, Labriformes, Labridae.
CCCUGUUGCCGCAUUGCUUGACGGCAAUGUGUAUGUUGAAGUUUCAGCAUGGCAUCCUCACUGAUUUGCAGAGAGACUCAAAGCAGAGUGAGUUCCGUGUUAAACAGAGAUGUGAAGCAGUUUGGGAAGAAGUUCAUGUUUGACUGCAAUGAAGAGACGUGUUGGAACUCAGACCAGGGUGAAUAUCAAUGGGUGUCUCUUGAGUUCCCUCAGUCCGUCAAAGUGUCAGAGCUCAAAAUCCAGUUCCAGGGUGGCUUCUCUGCAAAAACUUGCAAACUAGAAGGUUGCCCGAAAAAUGGUGACUUUACAGCGAUAAGCCAUUUUUAUCCAGAGGACGACAACUCUCUUCAGAGCUUUCCCAUACAGGAGGCCCCUGCAGUGGACAAAGUUAAAAUAAUGUUUGAGAAUAGUGCCGACUUUUUUGGGAGAAUUAUUGUUUACUCCUUGGACGUCCUGGGGGAAAAAGCUUCGUGACCAAUGUUUCUUAUCCUCUCAUGAGAGAGGAAAUGACCCCUGAGUAAAGUACAGGAUGGAGUGGUGGCACAUCUGUACAGGCACCUCAUGAACUGAUGGGAAUGUGGCCUUUUUUGGUAUUGACUCUUUAAGGAAUCUGUCAAGACAUCUCACUACAGAUAACAUAAACAUGAGAAUCUUGAUAUGGAGCCCGAUGCUGUAAAAAAUGCAACUGCAUAUAUUUCCUCACAUUCUCUGUAAGGGAUGUAACAAUACCUCACAAUACAAUUUCAAGUUGAUACUUAUAAAAAAGGUUUAGUCACUGUCAUCAAAAAUAUGCAAUACUGUAAUCAGAAAUAUGCUGUUUUUUCAAUAAUCUACUCAAUUAAAGUAUUACUUGUAUUAGGACUGGGCGAUUAUAGCAAAGAUCAAAAUCACUAUUAAUUUGGCUUUUUACCUCAAUUACGAUUAAUGAACGAUUAUUCCACCCCGAACCUCCAACUCUGUUUGGUCUGUAAAUAUUUGUAUAAUUUUAAAACAAAUAAGUGAGAGGAACCUGCAGAGAUUAAAAAUUUGUGGUUAUUUAUUGAGACAACUGAAAUCAAAAUACACAGCUGAAACAAAACUACCUGGCUGCCUAUCAAGUGACUACACAGCUAGUAGUUUGUUUUUAAGGGGGUGGUGCAUUAGUAGAGAGAGAUGUUACAAGGGAAAAAAUUGAAAUAAUUGACAUGGCAGAUUUUUGUUGGUUAUAGGCUCUAAAUGUCGUUUUUUUUAUUAUUUUUGAUUAAUUGCCCAGCUCUAACUUGCAUUUAUAGAAAGAAAUUCUACAGAGUAUUUUGCAAUUCUGUCAGAUAAUUGAAAAAAAAAAAGAAUAUUCUUUAAAAU